UUUAUACUUCGAACAGGAGUGAAAUGGUAUAUUUGGACAAUUGACCACCCUGGUAAUCAAGUGUAUAGGGCAAGACCUUUAUGUGAAUUUAAUAUUCCUUAUAAAAAGAAAGAUGUCGAAGAUAUUUACCAAUAUUUAAGAAGGCGUGUCAAUAGUAUCUCUAAAUUUGUUGAAGAAUUAUAUGAAUACUUAAAACAACAGGCGAGAAACAAUCCAGAUAUAAUACAAGAUACAGAAUUCGCCAGAAUAUUGUUAGAUGGAUGCGCAAUUACAAAUCCUACGCCCUCAAAUAGCCCGAGAGAUCCCCUGUACGAUUCAAGUAGCACUUCAUCAGAACAUAUAGAAGAUAUUUUAUCUUCAUUCAUAGAAGAAAAUGUUGAGGAGCUGCCAGAUUCAGAGAAUAAUUGGGAUACACCUGAAAAUUCUGACUACGAAUUAGAGUAA
This is a messenger RNA of Racocetra persica, 444 nucleotides long. The record is from the annotation of a GenBank genome assembly. Lineage: Eukaryota; Fungi; Glomeromycota; Glomeromycetes; Diversisporales; Gigasporaceae.